Messenger RNA from Sitodiplosis mosellana (orange wheat blossom midge), 558 nucleotides. RefSeq lists its product as uncharacterized. Bases 1 to 558 code for a protein of 185 amino acids. The record is from RefSeq and is a predicted model, not a curated record. Lineage: Eukaryota; Metazoa; Arthropoda; Insecta; Diptera; Cecidomyiidae. The transcript has a single exon.
AUGGAGCAAGUGGAUAUGGUACAGGAGAUGGAGAUAGAGAAAGUGAAUCAGGAGAUGGAGAAACUGAAAGUGAAUCAAGCGAUGAAGAAGCUGACUACGAAAGAGGAAAUGGAUAAGACAUCGGGCGAAAUCUCAAUCUUUCGCGGCAAAUACUUUUUUCUAUCCACUUUAUAUUUAUCGGACAUCAAGUAUCAAAAAUAUGUUUACAACAGCGUUGAACACAUUUAUCAAACUGCGAGGUGCGCCGAAAAAAGUGAUAAAGAAAAAAUGCGUAACGUUACAACACCGAAAGCAGCUAAAAUUCUUGGGAAAUUCAUUAAGCCGAGACCUUAUUGGGAUGUUGAGAAAAUGCGAGCAAUGUCGCACGGAAAUGAGCUGAAAUUUCUUCGUCAUCCAAAGUUGAGAAAAAAACUAAUCAAAACCGGCAACAAACAACUGAUUAACCAAAACUACUGGCAUGACACUUAUUGGGGCGUUUGCGGAUGCACUAAGCAUAAAAAGACUGGAAUGAAUCUGUUGGGCAAAAUAUUAAUGAAGAUUAGAAGUGAAAUGCUAUAA